GGCUCAGCCUCCCGCUCGGGCCUUGCGUGCUGGGGCCUGGCCGCGCCGGGAGAGGCGGCGAUGGAGGCGGCGGGCGGCGGCGGAGCGGCGGGCGGCAUCGCCCUGCACGAYUUCAGCGGGCAGCUGGGCGAGCAGCGGGUGCACUUCCACGCCAUGCGGCUGCGGGACUCGCUGUUCCUCUGGGUGGGCGCCGCGCCCGCCCUCGCCAGCCUGGCCGUCGCCAUGUGCAGCCCCCGCGACAGCAUCCCGGUGGCCGCCUCGCUCCUGGGGGACCCCUCGGACACCGCCUCCUCCUGCCUGGCGCAGCGCUUGGCCAGCAAGACGAAAAAGCAGAUAUUUGUCAGCUACAAUCUUCAAAACACAGACAGCAGUUUCACCUUACUCAUAGAAAACAGGAUCAARGAAGAAAUGACAGCUUUUCCAGAGAAGUUCUGACUGUGCAUCACUGUAAAAGAAGAUGGCUUGUUUYAGAAAAACUGAUUGCAAUUUCCACACUGACAUUAAGUUAGUAUAUUUCUUUUGUAUUAUUUUGAUUGAAUUUGUGGUUGUUAUUGAWUAUAGAUACAUUUGACUUGGAUUUUUUUUUUGUCAAAUAAAAUUUGAAUUUUCAAUUUCAAAGCAAAAUAUUUUUUUUGCUACCCUGCUAAGUAGGGUAACAGAUGGAUGCUGCAAUGGAUGAACAGCAUUGUAAAAGUGCAUGCAGUAUCUGGCCACUACGCAGUACUGGGAUCUGAUGGGAAAUCAGUUCCAAAUGCUCUCUGUACAAUUAAUCUACUGUGUACUAGCACUGAACGUAGUACAGCAACUUUUAGUGUUCAAAUAAAGAAACSCCACAUUUUUGUAUGG
Malurus melanocephalus (red-backed fairy wren) is the source of this 846-nucleotide messenger RNA. RefSeq names its product proteasome assembly chaperone 4 (gene PSMG4). The transcript has 3 exons. NCBI's taxonomy places the organism in Eukaryota, Metazoa, Chordata, Aves, Passeriformes, Maluridae. Gene Ontology annotation, biological process: proteasome assembly. The record is from RefSeq and is a predicted model, not a curated record. The coding region runs from base 61 to 435 and encodes 124 amino acids.